Molecule: messenger RNA, 1593 nt
Organism: [Candida] anglica
Lineage: Eukaryota; Fungi; Ascomycota; Pichiomycetes; Serinales; Debaryomycetaceae
Source: the annotation of a GenBank genome assembly
GCCUUCACUAUGAUUUUCAAUGGUGUAGCAUUGACUACAUUGGCUUCUAUUGUCAUUACUGGGGUUUCUUCCGAAAUAAUUGGGGUACACCCUUCUCGUCAACACCUUUAUGAACCAACCAUAGUGAAUGGGGAACAAGUUUGGAAAUGUCUUGGGGACCCUUCAAUAGUGUUGGACUACAGCCAGAUUAAUGACGAUUUUUGUGACUGUCCCGAUGGGUCAGACGAACCGGGCACCAAUGCAUGUCCGUACUCAGCCGAUAGAGAACCGUUUUAUUGCGAAAACAAAGGACACAUUUCUGGAUACAUUGACCAUUUCAAAUUAAAUGAUGGUGUUUGUGACUAUGAGUAUUGUUGUGAUGGAUCAGAUGAAUAUGCCAAUGAAUCAUUGUGUCCAAAUAAAUGUAAAGAAAUUCAUGAUCAAUUUGAAAAAUACAAACAGAAUUCAAAAGAUGAAAUUCAAAAGUCUUUGGACGUCAAGAAACAAUUAGUGCAAGAGUCUACCGAUGUUAGAGAAAAUCUUGAGAAAUCAGCUUUAAUUCUUAAGAAUGUAUUGGCAGAGGAUGAAAAAACUUUGUCAGAACUCAAAUCAAGACUUGAAAAUCUAGUCGUUGAUUCGCCAGAAACAGAGGUAGAUGAAGAACAGGGCCAUAUCAAUUUCGAUCCACAAUUUGCAAAGAUAUCAUUAUAUAUUCAAUCACAGAAGCAAAUUAUAGAUAAGCAAAAGGAAAAGGCACAAAAGUUGGCAGCUAUGUUGGAAAAUUUAGUAAACAAUUAUAACCCAAAUUUCAAUGAUGCUGCAGUAAAGGAAGCUGUGCGUAACUAUCAAAACUUUGCUUCUAAUGACGAUGGUACUGAAGAUCAACUUGAAUCUCAAAUACAUGAAGAUGCCGACUCUGUAUUGAAUGAAUUGAGAGAACAAGUUCAAAUUCAACCACCAGUGGCCAGCACCAGUCCAACACAAGCACCACUUAUCGUUGUCCCAUCAUUCCAAAAUAUGGUUCAUUACUAUUAUGAUAGAGUGAUAAAUAAUUUCUUGAAUGCCCCAAAGCCACCAAGUGAUAAACAAGAAUCCCCAUCUAAAGAAAAGAAUCUGAAACCAACUAAAAGGGUCAAUUCUGAAGAAGCUUCGAUUCUUUCAGCCGAUAUCAGUGGUAUUGAAUUGGAAAUAAAUGCCAAGAAAGCAGAGCUUUCUAUUGUUGAAGAGGAUCUUCAAACGAAUUACGGGGAACAAGACAUCCUCCGUUCUGUGAGAGGUAAAUGGGUAGCAAAUAAAUUGGGUGAAUACCGUUACAAUUUGGGCUUUUUCGAAGCCAUAUACCAAGAGGGACACGGGAACAACGUCCUUAUUGGUAAAUUCUCUUCAAUUGAUGCCAACAAUCGUUUGGUUUAUCAAAGGGGUGAAAAAUGUUGGAAUGGACCCCAUAGAUCGGCCGUAGUUGAACUUUUAUGUGGUCCAACUACCAAACUUUUAUCAGUUAGUGAACCUGAAAAAUGUGAAUAUUACUUCCAACUCAUGACUCCUAUUGUGUGUCAAGAAACUAGCGAGGACGAAUUGAUCAGUGGAUUCAAAAUAGACUACGAUAAAUUGUAA